Messenger RNA from Acanthochromis polyacanthus (spiny chromis), 8376 nucleotides. RefSeq names its product probable G-protein coupled receptor 34. The record is from RefSeq and is a predicted model, not a curated record. The transcript has 3 exons. Lineage: Eukaryota; Metazoa; Chordata; Actinopteri; Pomacentridae. Gene Ontology annotation, cellular component: membrane. The coding region runs from base 824 to 2101 and encodes 425 amino acids. Gene Ontology annotation, molecular function: G protein-coupled purinergic nucleotide receptor activity. Gene Ontology annotation, biological process: G protein-coupled receptor signaling pathway.
CCCACACUAAAGUGGCUCACAAGCCCUUGAGUGCAAAACCUCAGAGAUGCAGCUGAACACACAAAUAUAAAGUAAAGAUUUCUUGGAGGAUCACCAACAUGAGAGGUGUUAGGACUAAUUUAAAGAAAAGCAUGCAUACUCUGUGUGUGCUCUGGAUUAGAUUAGCAUCACCGAUCUGUGCAUACACUCUGGUGUUCUUGCUAAUUCUAGGAAUUCUAUUUUCAAAGCGACAGUUCAGGGCAGCGCUGAGAAUAAGUGCAAGAAAUGAGCUCAGGAACGUGGUAAAAGUGAGCAGCAGCGGCGGUGGUGGUGGCGGUGGUGGGCUCGCUUCCUGUCUUCACAUUUCUUUACUUCUUGUAACGGAGGAGUUGAGGGGUGUGGAGGAUGUCGACUGAGGUGGUGCAAAAUUAGAGAGAGAGGAAACAAGAGGCAAAGACGAGAGGACCGGCAGACUAAACUGUCAUAUCUGUGAGAGGGAGAGAGAGUGGAGAGGCUGAGAAAAAGCUUUUCUGUAAGGAAAUUAAAGCGAGGACAAGGACUAAUACAGAGAAGGACUGAAGGCAAGCUGAGAACAGAAAGCUGAGAAGAGGACUGGGAGGAGCAGACGCGGUGAAAACGAUGUGAAAAAAGACAAGUCUGCAGGAGUUAUGACUCAUCCCCAGACUUUAUGAGAAAGGGCAUUUGAUGGAGGAGAACACUCUGGACUGCUGUGCUCUCAUGCCUCUCUGUUCAUUCCUACACAUUUAAACUGCAGCUGUGUUGAAUCUCCUAUGGAAGGAGCAUCGACGGUUAACACCCCUGCAGUCAUCAGUCCUUACACGUCAUGACCACAUUUUACGCUGCCUCCUCUUUCACACCAGCUCUUUCAGCCUCAGCAUCGUCUAACUCCUCUUUUUCUGACUCUACUUCAUCCCUCCCUGCCUCAAUGUCGUCCCUCCUGUCAGCCACCUCUUCUUCUCCCUCCUCAACAAACCACACUGAAUGUUCAUUUAAUGACAUGGCCAUCCGUGUGCCGAUGGCAGUCUUCUACUCGCUCUUCUUCAUCUUUGGGCUUGUGGGUAACCUCUUCGCUCUGUGGGUUUUCCUCUUUGUACAUUCAAGCCGCAACUCAGUGCGGGUGUUCCUCAUCAACUGUGCGGUGGCUGAUCUGGUCCUGCUGGCGUGUCUGCCCUUCAGGGUGUUCUUCCACGCUAAUGGAAACCGGUGGGUGCUUGGAUCUGUAGCCUGCAAGCUGGUGGGAAACUUAUUUUACAUGAACAUGUACAUCAGUAUUGCUUUACUGGGAUUCAUCAGCCUGGACAGAUACUUGAGGCUGAAGGGGAAUGGCCGAGCACGUAGAGGCAUGAGGAUGAGGCUGUGGGGACACAGCAAGCCAUGGAGCUGGGUGGCAUGCGGCACUUUGUGGGGUGUGUCACUGAUGGGGGUCGUGCCAAUGAUCGCCACGGCGGAGGACAAAGAGCAGGGUGAGACAUGCUUCCAGUUCAAGCACCGGGUCAAAGUGGGGUGGAAAGCCUACUUCAACGCCGUUCUGGUGCUGCUGUUCUGGCUCGUCUUCACCAUGUUGGUCGUCUCCUAUUACAAGAUCGCCUCCCAGCUGCUGCGGGUCUCAAGGAACAGGCCGGACCUUCCUAACGCAAAGAGAUAUGAACGGACCGCCAAGAAGUCCUUCUUUGUGCUUUUUCUUUUCACCAUCUGCUUCGGCCCCUACCACGCCUUCCGGCCCAUUUACAUCCUGGCCCAACUCAGUGAGACAGCAUCGUGUUACUCCUUGCACCUGGUGGAUCGUACCAACGAGGUGAUGCUGUUGUUCUCCGCCUUCAACAGCUGCUUGGAUCCUAUCAUGUACUUGCUGUUAUCUGGCUCAGUGCGCAAAACCGCCCUCCAAGCACUUGGACACCGAUUUGGCAACCGGAUUCCCUUCUUACAGGAAGCCACAUCUAACAGCUCCACGACAGAGUUUAGACGACCGUCCAUGCCGAUGGCUUUACCCGGGCCGAACCUCAACACCCCGUCGCUCACCCCGAGAACGAGCAUCUGUGUCAUCACCUCCACGCUCCGUCGCACAGGAGUUACAACGCUUCCACCUACUGGUCAACAGUGACGGCAACUUUGUUUCGCUGCCAAGUAAGCAUGAAGACUCGAAAACUAAAUAUCUGACAUUUAAACUGGAUUGUUUGACUGAUUGUCUGUCAAACUGAAAAAAACAACUCCUACAGAUACAAAUGUCUUUUAUUAAAAAUUUAAUACAUAUGUUUUUUAACCACUGAGUUAUUCUCGUUGUACCUUGUGGUCAAUCGCUGUUUAAACGUGUGAAAGACACUUCAGUGAUGUACUUCAGCAACUACUGUGAGAGCAGCUUGUCUAAAAAUACCUUUAAUGCUUUAAAGUUUCACAAGUAAAUGUGUGAUAUUCUCAUGAUGAAUUGAGUGUGUCUAAACAUGUGUUGAAAUAUACACUACCGUUUAAAUGUUUGGGGUCACUUAGAAAUGUCCUUAUUUUUGAAAGAAAAGCAGUUUUUUUCAGUGAAGACAACAUUAAAUUUAUCAGAACUAUAGUCUAGAUACUAAUAAUGUGGUAAAUGACUAUUACGGCUGGAAAUUUUUAAUGGAAUAUCUACAUUAGGGUUCAGAGAAAUAUUUAAAGCAACCAUCACUCCUGUGUUCUAAUGCUGCAUUGUGUUAGCUAAUGGUGUUGAAAGGCUAAUUGAUGAUUAAAAACCCUUGCAGCAGGUGACCCAAAAACAGGAGCUACAGCCUCCGUCGCAGUGGUCAUGGGUUCAAAUGCAACCCAUGGCCAUUUACUGCAUGUCAUGUCACUUUUCUAUACACAUUUCCUGUCUCUCUCUCUCUCCACUGUCCUAUAUAAUCAAGGCAAAAAGGCCAAAAACAUAAUCAAAAAACAAAAGAAAACCCUUGUGCACUUCAAUUAGCGCAUGAAUAAAAGUAUGAGAACAUGACAUUGCCCGAGUGACCCCAAAUUUUUGAACGGUAGUCUAUCUAGAUAUGUAAUCAUGCUUUUGUGGAGGGAAAAAAGCCACAAAAACUGACCUAAACACAUAACAAAAAGAGUGUUUCCUUUACCACAUGAUGCUCAAAAGACCUCAGUCUUGCAAAAUUAAGUCAAUCACUGUGCAUCUAUCAAGUCAAAUAAUCGCAUUUGAUUCAUUCUUAAUAAUUAAAACCACUCAUCCAUCACUCCGACAGACUUCAUGACUACUUUUAACCCACCACUAUGCACAGCUAUUAGUCUUAGGCUCCUGUGUGGAUAAAGACCUGCUUCAGGACGGCUCCAUCUGCUCUGCUAGUGUCUGUCACCUGCGUUGGUUGGCUAAUCCUGCUGCAAUCACUGGUUCUUGUUAAUCUGGCAAUAAGAACUAACAAAUCCAGGCGGCUGACGUGUGAUACGUGAAUCUUGCUGAGGCGCUGCUCUGCAAAUGUGGGACACUUUGAGGCAAAAAAUGUUUGUUCCAAAACCCGAAUCAUGAUGACGGUGUAUUAUGAUGAGCGGACGUCGAUAAGAGUUUUCUGAUAAACCGCGUCAGGCUUUCGACCUUUCUCUGCCCACAGAUAGUGUAGAUUACCAUCAGCCCAGAGUGGAAGGCAGUUCCAGGAGAAUCUUUAGUAAAGGUUUAAACCAUCCGGGGCCUCUGCUGCUAGCUGCAGUGUGGUUAGAUCAUGACGCAUGAGACAGAUCUCACCUUUACAUCGCGAUGAAUCACAUUGUUAUCGUGGCAGUACCGAAGGGCCUCCAAAAUCUGCCUCAUGUAGUGACUGGGUGGACAGAAAGCAGAGGAGAUCAUUUAGAGCAAACUGUUGUGCGUUUCAAGCUCCAGUAAUGUUUCGGGCUGUGGCUCCUACCUGGCCACUGCUUCACUGUAGACAAACCCAGCAUCGGCUCUCUUCACAAUUUCGAAACAAAGGUCUGCUCCAUCCAUGCUAGGAGAGAGUAGAACAGAUCAGAGUUGACACGAGUCGAAAUUAGGCGGCGAGUAAUUAUAGAUAGCAAUUUACACAAGAACAGAUGAACUGGCAACUUGCUGAGAUAACGAAGAGCAUAAAGCUACAUCCAUCAGGGAGCAGUUUUAUGACCUGCUGUCACUUGCAUAAACACAGAGGCACUGUAUUUUCAUUACAGCACUUUUCAGCCUCUACAGUCCUCGGGGAGGCUUUCAACAGGAUAUGGGAUACAGAUUUACAACAUAAAAUCCACGCAGAGGAAACAAAUUAACCAUGCAAUUUGAUUCGGAAAAUUUUAUUUAUAAAGACCGGGGGCGAGUAGAGAGCCGCUCCUUAUAGCAGUACAACUUAUGCUUUUUAUCACUAGUAUUAAAAGAAUAAGAUCUGUCAAAUUCAGUUUGAUGAAUUCACAAAAGGCGUGCACCUUCAGUAUUUGACAAUAUUUUAAAAUUAAAACAUAAUCUUACAAUCAAUCUCAAAACAAAUCUCAAAAUGGCUUAAAUCUAUUGAGUUAGAAUAAUAUUCUCUGUCCCAAAUAUAAUCAAAUACACUGUGAAUACUUGCAUGACAAUAUACAGCCCCUGGCCUAGAUAAAUCCUCAAAUACACACUUACAACACACAUUUGGCUUCCGUCAAGGGCUCUAAUAAGUUUGCAAGCACCAAAAUGAGGGGGUAGGUAGUGUUUGCGACAGGGUGUGAAAUCACCAGCACGAGCCAUCUGCCAACUCGUGAUAAAAUUAGUCUGUAGCUGUUAGUCUACUUUCCAGUAGCGUGAGCAGGUAACCACAAAGCGUCUAUAAAUUGCUUUGUAGCCUUUGAAAACAGUAUUUUUCCAUGUAGAACUUAUCAGCAGCUGUGGUGGUGGUUUACAAAAAAAAAAAAGGAAGAAAAAAUAAAGGUUUUUCCUGCCGUGGUUACGGCCAUGCGUGAAAUAUACAAAAUCAUUUAAAAAAUGAGGUCCUGAUUUGAUAGUGUGCAUUACAGACUUACAAUUCAAAGACCAUGUAGAGCAUGCCAUCAGAGCUGUAGGUCUCCAGAAGCUCCACGAUGUGGGGGUGUUUCAGCAUGUGGCAGAUACUGGCCUCUCGCUUCAGAUCUGGCAGACAGAAAUUAGACCCAGCAUGGUGAGACACUUUUCACAUUGAACAUUUAGCAUUUCACUCCAGUGUAAUUAUAGGUUGUGAGGGAAGGUGUUAAUUCUCAAAUACAUGACAAGAUGUGGCCAUGAUAUUGCAACAGUGACUGUAAUGCAGAUUUUCAAAGCACAUAUGGACCUAAACUGAGGGGAAAUGAGGUGCUGGGAAGUCGAAGAAACGAUCUCUGAAAGUCGAUUUAUGUGUACAUUUUUAGAUUUAGCGUUCAUUCAUUCGAGUAGGUGUGAGCUUUCUCAUUUUAUUAAAGCUGAAUUUCUGCACUGGGAAACAGCUAUGACUUCAUGCCAUACUCCAAAUCUAUGAAAACACGAGGUGGGAGAGCCAAAAAGCUUGCAUGAAGAUUAAGUUGGUGCAAAAAAUAGUGUUAGACACCCACCGAGUGAAUAUCUUCACCCAUGACAAAUACAAUCUGAGCACAAUUUCCGUUGAGAGGCUUCAACGUUCACCUUUUUCAAAUGUUUAAAACUAAAUUCUACUCUUUUAUUCUUAUUUUUAUCUUCAUUGAAAGGUGGAAAACACUGUGACGAAAACAUACCAAAUAAAUAGAUGUGCAGAGAUGCUCAUUUGCGGUCAGUUGGUGUUAUGUUAAAUCCUUCCAUGACCCUAGGUGGCAGGUUAAGCAGAUGAAAACAGGCCAUGCACACCACACUCCUCCUUUCACACCUAAACACACCGGCCAUGUCUCUACUUCGCCACCAGGGGGAGGUACAGAGCGUUUACAGUGAGGGACCCCUUUCAAGAUGAGAUACUCGGGGAGAGUUUUCACAUGUCGGCCUGACAGAUAAACAAGCGAACAAUCUGGUCUUUGACAGAAAACCAAUCAUCACCAGACGUACUACCACUGGAAUACCGUUUUAAUUGCACAUUUAAAUACACAUCUGGCUCACUCUCAUCAACACCAUCCCCUCUCAUUAUCACUACAACCGGAUCACGCUGCAGAUACAAUUACAACAUGCCUCUGUGGCAUGCCUUGCAUUUUGACUGCCUCAUUAAAUAAAACAAUACUGAAGGGAAACCACUAAAGAUUAGUGGACAGCCUUCUCUCUUUAAAGAAAAAGGAAACGCACAAUAUUGAGUAGGCUGACUAACAACUGGCAAGAUAAGUGGUUAAGAGGGAGACGCAGACUGCUGAAGCGAGCUGACAGACAUAAUGUGCUGUUGUUGGGCUUCUCAGUCCAUAAAAACCUCAUUUACACACUCCACUCCCCAUCUGCAAGUCUACUGAUCUGUGUGUGUGUGUGUGUGUGUGUGUGUGUGUGCUCUUUGUGUCGUGACAAACCAGUAUCAUUAUGCAACACAGAGAAACGAUGCUGUGUCCCCGCUACAGAGCCCCCAUUCUGCUGUCCCUUUGCUGCCAUUAUUUCUUUCCUCUUUACACUCAUCCUCACCCGUCUCAUCGAGUAUCUAUUCUUGAGCUUAACAAUGCUGCCCAGUGUCGACGCAGCAGCGAGCAAACCACUCAGACAGAGGGAGGGAGCCAGAGAGGCCUGGAACAGCCUGAAUGAAGCCAACGCUAUUGUGAUGUAAUGUUCAAUUAUUCCACUUUGAUGUCUGUCAUGACGAGGGGAAACAAUCUUGCUCUUAUUCUGAUCCUAUGAUUACAGUAUGAACCCAGUGUCCACAUAUCACACUUAUUUUUUAAAUCUUGGUCGUGCACUGGUAUUAUUUUUUCUAGGCUCUUGAUGAAUUACUUCCCACUUUUUUCAUUACCUAAACUUACAACACAGAUCUAACUAAUAACACUGCAAAUUGCACUAUUGUAUUUUUCCCCGAAAUUCAAUUCCCAUGAAGCUUUAAUGAUGAUGGAGAGCGCUCACUAGCUCGCUUUCUACAUCCAGCUUUAUUAAAAUCGUACAAAUGCGGACACUCGUUCAUUUUUCUUUAAUACAGUACUCACAAACUCUUAAUUAUCCCAUGUAUCUUUUCUUCAUCCAACGCUCUCGCACGCUCACACACAAAUGCAUUCAUACAUGGCUGGGAAAUGCUCGGUCCCCAGCUUGUAGCUCAGCCCAGCCAGCACUUCUGUCUCCUUUUCACUCACAUUUAUGCUGACGCAGAGUCUUUCUUAAUAAGCGAAGGUAUGUGGUCUCAGAGAACCACUCUCCAAAUCUGGCUGCAAUCCGUUUCUCUACCUCGUCGCCACGAGUGGCCAAUUUGACGAUUUCUUCUUGUGUCUUCUUUAGAAUGUAUCUUUAUGCUAAUCUUAGGGUAAACUGACAAAUUCUGAUUGAAAUAUUCACUCAACAUUUAAAAUAAUUGAGAUUUAAGUCGGUAAGAUGCUGCACGUUCAUGCAAAUUCUGCUUUUACAUCACAUACAAGUGACAAACGCAGAAACAGGAACAUUUGACCAUUUUAAUAGCAUUGUUUGGGUCAAAUCAAUACAGUUAUUCUUUAAUUGAUCUAUGAUUAAAUAGCUCUCUUCACCUAUCCAGAAGGAAUGAGGGGGUCAUUGAAUAAUUUGAUGAAUGUGAAAAUAAUGUGAAGCGUUUACUAUGACCUUCACAUUCACCCAAUCAAACAGCUAUGGCAGAUUUUGGGCUGACAUGUUAGAACAUCCCUCUAUGACCAUCAACAAAACACCAAAUGAAGGAAUAUCUUUUUUGUGUGUGUGUUCAUUCCUCCAGUAGAGUUACAGAGAUCGUGGAGAACAAAUUCCAAGGUGCAUUAAAGCUGUUCACAUCUUACCAAACCACCUGAUGUUACUCAAACUUGUCACUCAUCUGGGUAGACAUGUUUUAAAACUGAAAGGCAGUUUAUGGUUCUGACUACACUGGCUUCCUAUUAUUCAAAGGAUAGAGUUGAAAACGUUACUCUUGGUCUGCAAAGUACCGAAUGGACUUAUUGGCUCCACAUGAAGCAGCCAGAGCCUUCAGUUUAUCAGGGACAGAUUUACUGCGUGAUCCCAGAACCAGAAACAGUGAAGCAGCAUUCAUCUAUUACGCUCCUCACCUGUGGAACAAACUUCCUGGACACCUGAAGUCUGCUCAAACUGUCGCCUCUUUUAAAUCAGGCCUGAAAACUAUAUUGUUUAUAGCAGCUUUCUACGAGAUGUUCAAUCUAUUUUCUUGCCUUUUAAUACAUUUUUAUGACCUGAAUGUCUACUCCUAUGUUAUAUUUCUAUGAUUAUAAUGUAUGCCUAUCUUUAAAUCUUUUUUUCUGAACUGUAAAGCACUUUGAAUUGCCUUGUGUAUGAACUGUGCUAUACAAAUAAACUUCCCUUGUCUAUGUGUGAUGUUGCACAUGUGACUCAGGGUUUGAAGUGUU